Messenger RNA from Crotalus tigris (Tiger rattlesnake), 944 nucleotides. RefSeq names its product golgin A7 family member B (gene GOLGA7B). The transcript has 5 exons. The coding region runs from base 436 to 927 and encodes 163 amino acids. The record is from RefSeq and is a predicted model, not a curated record. Gene Ontology annotation, biological process: protein targeting to membrane; peptidyl-L-cysteine S-palmitoylation. NCBI's taxonomy places the organism in Eukaryota, Metazoa, Chordata, Lepidosauria, Squamata, Viperidae. Gene Ontology annotation, cellular component: palmitoyltransferase complex.
UCCAACAUGGGGAUGCAGGGAAGGGAGGGUGCAGCUCCCACUUAAAGCUGUUGAUCCCCUCCCCCUAUGAUGCCACUAACUGAGCCAGCCUGUGCAAGGAAGCUGAAUUAUCAGCUGAGGAAUCAGCUUGGGAAAUGGGUCGUCAACGCUAGAUGAGAUGCUUGCCUCCAGUUCCUGUUUUUCAAAUAGCAAGUUUCAGGACCAAGGAUAGCACCACACACUCUGCGUCUAUUUCCCACCGCAGGCGCCACCUCAACGCAGCAGACUAAAUUCCGCCCCCGCUGGCAGCAGCUUCGAGAUUUGAGCGCUUCCUCUGACUAUAACACCAGGGACAGCGCCUUUUCUGGGAAAGCAGUCUUCUUCCUCACCAAAUUGCUAUCAUCACAGCUUCAGUCUCCCGUGUGGAGGAACAGCAUUGAGCCACGUUGGUGAAACAUGGCAACUGAGGUCCACAAUCUCCAAGAACUGCGGAGGAGCGCUUCAUUGGCUACCAAGGUUUUUAUACAGCGAGACUACAGUGAUGGGACCAUCUGUCAAUUCCAGACCAAAUUCCCCCCUGAACUGGACAGUCGGAUUGAGCGGCAACUUUUUGAGGAAACAGUGAAGACACUGAACAACUUCUAUGCGGAGGCUGAGAAAAUUGGGGGCAGCUCUUAUCUGGAGGGAUGUCUGGCCUGUGCCACAGCCUAUUUCAUCUUCCUUUGCAUGGAGACCCACUAUGAGAAGGUUCUGAAGAAGAUCUCCAAGUAUAUCCAGGAGCAGAAUGAGAAAAUCUAUGCUCCACGAGGGCUUCUGCUGACUGACCCAGUGGAACGGGGCAUGAGAGUUAUUGAAAUUUCUAUCUAUGAAGAUCGUUGCAGCAGUUCCAGCUCAGGCAGCAGCAGCAGCAGCAGUGCUGGGGGAGGUGGGGGAGCAGGGGGCCGGUGACUGGCACAAAGUCCCGG